This is a messenger RNA of Stereum hirsutum FP-91666 SS1, 1279 nucleotides long. RefSeq names its product Rds1 protein. The transcript is spliced from 8 exons. Bases 1 to 1137 code for a protein of 378 amino acids. NCBI's taxonomy places the organism in Eukaryota, Fungi, Basidiomycota, Agaricomycetes, Russulales, Stereaceae. The record is from RefSeq and is a predicted model, not a curated record.
AUGCGUUUCUCGUCCUACGCCACGAUUGUCUCCUCCGCCUCCCUCGCCUUCGCAGUGCCUGCGAAACGCCAGGCGUCUUCCACUGCGGCUGGCGGUCCUGUCACCCCUUCACCCGUUCCUGCUCCUGCAGGAGGAAUAGGCUUCAAUAGCACACCCACUUACAAGCCUAUGUCCGACUUCGACUUCCAGUCACUCAAUCUUGGUCUCCAUCAGGAGCUCAUCGAACUCGAUCUCUUCCACUACGGGCUUGCCCAAUUCUCUUCUCAGGACUUUGAAGAUGCUGGUUUAACACCCUCGGACCAAUAUUUGAUUGAGUUCAUGGCUGACCAGGAAGUUGGGCAUGCCACGAUCUUUGAGAAUUUUUUGGCCCCCAAUCUCACUCAGCAAUGCACGUACUCAUAUCCUAACUUUACGUCUGUCCGUGAUUGGAUCGACUUCAGCAUGAAAGUCACUCGGUUCGGAGAGUCGGGUACCUUUGGCUUCCUCGCACACCUCAACGCACAAGAUAUAGCGUCUAUGAUAUUCGACGCCAUUGCCACGGAAGCUCGCCAACAAAUGGUCUUCCGCCAAUUUGAGGGUCUAUUCCCCAUGCCUUUCUGGUUCAUCCCCUCCAUCACACAGUCCAUGCAAUGGACUCUGAUGCAGCCUUAUAUUUCAUCAUGUCCUGCUGGAAACCCGAACGUAACGUGGCCGAUCUUCCCGCCCCUCAACAUUUUGAACAAUCCAUACUACCCGGAUCUCAACCUCACAGCGGACAUCUCCUCGAAUGUGACUGCUGUGACAUACCCUGGCCGCGUUGUCAAACUCACUUGGGAGGAACCUGGGGCUGUCACUGGAUUCAACAAGUCAUUCACAACGCAGUCUUCUGCUGGUACAGCGAAGUAUGCUGCCUGGAUCUCGCAACUUAACACGACUUAUACGCUAUUGGAAGACGUCAAUGGCACCAGCGCCUCGACAAUUCAGCCAUCAGGAGCACUCUUCAACAACGUCACACUGUUCAGCAACAGCACCUUCCCGUUACUAAACGGCACUGUGUAUCUGUUGAUCACAGACGCUGCUCCUUUGGUCACUCCGUAUAAUUUGUCCCAGAUUGAGCCGCACAUCGUAGCGGGUCCCGCUCUGUACCAAGUCGGUUGAUUCACUGAAAAACAAUGUAUGCUCCUCGUAUAUUAUGCGGGACGAGAAGGGAGUUAGCUGUACUAGUCAUCUGGUGUUACACUGGUUCCUCCCAUUUGCGACGACUUUUACUUGCUACAUACUGUACUUUAUCCCCUGUAAC